GGUGGGUGGUUUUUGUCCAUUUUUUCUCCUGCAGAACCUUGCUGAAACUGAGUUACGCUAAUCGUGCAUGCAGCGUCGCAGCCAAUUUCCACUCACUUAGGGCUCUGAGGAUUCAAGUAACAUCCCAUUGCGCGAUGGGCUUAGUUGAGCCACACAACGGUGCCGUUCCUUCCUUGUUGAGCAGGCAGACAGGAGAUGUAUAAAGGCACGCUGAUGUCUAUCGUUGCCUGUGCUAGCUGUUCCGGUUCUCCUGUGAGCAGAGCUGUUGGUCAGACUUGCUGGCACUAGAAAUUAAGCAUGGCAGAGAGAUGAGGGCGAUGGGGUGCUACUGUAAGAGUCAGAGAUGCUUUUGAGUGUCCUCUAUGGCUGCCCGGUUCCUCAGAAAGCAGUUCCGCCUGCCAGCUAAAUCAAAGCCAUCCCUUAGAUGCUGUACUGUACAGCUACGGAGCCUUUGCUCACCUGCUCUGCAUCCUGCUUUACGGACGUUAGAGGAAUUUGGACCGCAGGAGUUCAGGGCUGCGCUCUAUGAAUGGAAACAUCCUCAACUGUUGGAAACAGACCGAGUCCCUAAGUUCUGUUUCAGCAGAAAGCAGGCAGUGCUGGCAACAAGCAACUGCUGGCAAGAGCUGAAUGCAGCUCUUCCGUCACCACGACUCACACCAUUCCCUAUUUUCUCACUCCAGCACAUGUCCACCCAGGAAGAUGGAGAACUCAGCAGCUGGCUGUUGGUGUUCGUGCUUCAGCCUGGGGAAACCAUCCUCUGCGGCCAAGCGCCAACUGCGUCGCGAUCGCAGGGAGCCCUCAGAAACAGGAGUCCCAGUCCUGGCAGGGGGACGAGGAGACAGCGGGACUCUUGGCUCGGCUAACAGUGCAGAAUGGCUUCCCUCUCUGCACGCUGCUGAAGGUGAAUCCAGCCCUUUUCAGCCUGGAAGAUCCAGAGCGAGUUGUGAUGUAGUGUGUGCUGCCAUCAGUGGAGAGCUGUCAGGGAGCAUGAAUCGCUGCCCUUCGAAUGACAGCCUUCCACUUGCCAACAGUGAUGGGGCCAAGGAGGUCAUCCACGUUUGUGCCCUCCUUUCUCCCGGCUCUGCUGAAGAGGUUGUCCAGAGCAUGCCAGAGGUGACAGUCACUAGCCUGGAGCGUGACCCAGCGUCUUCCCAGUGCAGCCCACCCCAUGCAGAGUCCGAGUGCUCCGACAGCAGCACCUCCGUGCAGGAGCAGGACAGCAUCCCUGAGGAGAAGCCGAGCCCCUUGGAGGAGGACGUAGAAGCAGGCAGCCAGUCCCAGACACCGGGCAGCACCACGAGCUCUGAGCCAGUCUCUCCAUGACAAGAGAAGACGAGUGCCUUCUUCGCUCUGGACCUCUCUCUCACGCCCUCCUGCCUUCUACUGAAUAAAGGCACACUCGUGGUCGAUGGACACCUUGCCUGCAUUCCGAGUCUUCAUUCACAGGGAUUGGGAUGAACAGAAGAAAGAGCGAGGCGCUUCAUCUUGCAGCGACGUGGCUUUAGGGCGUGUGCAGCAGAUCUCGGGAUUUGUUCCCGUUUUGUGUGGCUUUGGGAUGUCUGCAGCAGGAGCUCUGCUACCGUUUUGUACAGUAGCAAAUAAUGUGUAGCACCCUGGUGUCUGCUCAUUGUAAUCCCCAGCUUCCGGGCUGUGGCUUUGUGAUGCUUUUCAAUGCUUUUUGAAGCUCUUCCGUGCCUUGGCUGCUCCCUAACACCUGUCUCCUCCCGCAGCGUCCAUUCCUGGCUGCCACCUACGCGCUGGCCCUGCAGAUCACCUCCAGACCGGCUGUCAUCACGCUGCGGCAGUAGGAGCUCGCCCUGCCCCACGUCAGGCCGUGGUGCUGGGUCUGCAGAUGAGCGGCUGCCUCCUCCUCUCUUCAUCUCC
Molecule: messenger RNA, 1887 nt
Organism: Numida meleagris (helmeted guineafowl)
Lineage: Eukaryota; Metazoa; Chordata; Aves; Galliformes; Numididae
Product: rho GTPase-activating protein 32-like
Exons: 3
Coding region: 631-1326 (231 amino acids)
Biological process (GO): small GTPase-mediated signal transduction
Cellular component (GO): Golgi apparatus; actin cytoskeleton; cell cortex
Molecular function (GO): GTPase activator activity
Source: RefSeq, a predicted model, not a curated record